This is a messenger RNA of Aphanomyces invadans, 1755 nucleotides long. RefSeq lists its product as hypothetical. The record is from RefSeq and is a predicted model, not a curated record. NCBI's taxonomy places the organism in Eukaryota, Oomycota, Saprolegniomycetes, Saprolegniales, Verrucalvaceae. The transcript is spliced from 2 exons. Bases 37 to 1455 code for a protein of 472 amino acids.
CGCAGUCAUUUUGCGAGUGGGCACAAGGGCCGGAGCAUGCGCGUCAUGUCCUGCGAGAAACGGCACGCCGACGAAGAUGCCAUGGCCGCGUCUGCAUUGGACAGGCUUGCGGAAAUGUCGGACCGCAUGAAGCGAUUCAAACAGUCCCCCAUUGCGAGUGUGGACGCGCACCACAAUAUGGUGACCUUCUCCCAGUAUUACGACGACGACUUCCACUCCGAGAGCGAGAGCGACGGUGGUAGCGACGACGAUCAUGGCAAUCAACCCGUUGUGUCUGACUACAGCACUGGCAAGGAUGUCGAUUCGGAAGAAUCUCCUCCAAUUGAGAUCGAGAUACAAGAUAUCCGAGUUACACCAGGAGGUUCUUCAGCUGGAACAGGACGCGGGGCUCGACGAAAUGGAAAACCAUCGAAGCGCAAGGUUUCCGUACAACUCAAUAGCCUUCAUGGUGCUCCGAGCAAGCGCCUGGCGCAGGGGCUGCAUGACUUGAGCCAAUGCGUGACUGCACUCCUGCGGGACAACGGAGCGAACGGAGACUACGCCGGCCCGACUCUCAAUAGCAUACAAAGCGACCCCAGCGAUGCUGUCGACAACAUGAGUGUGUCUUUGACUGCAUUUCGCCAUAUUGUGGACUCGAUUCGGUCGACUGCGUCCAACGAGCUGAUGCCCAUCGUCCGGCCAAGCAUGGAACAGUUGUGGGAAACCGCACAAAAGUUGAGUCGACACGAAGCCCGUAUGAACCUGGCGUGUUGGCGAAAUGCCGCCGCGGAAUUGCGCGUCAAAUUGCAAGAUGCUCUGGCUACCCCCAACCCGACAAGCAGCUGUGAUGGUAGCCACCACGCCUUGAUUGAGCAGUGCCUCGACUUUGUGUCGUCCGUAUCACUGUGCAACCUCGUGCGCGAUGAAUCCACUGACAUUCGCAAAUUGGCCAUCCAAGAGUCUUCUGAUCAGUUGUGCCGAGGGAUUCACCAACACAACGUUCAAAGGUUCGAGUUUUUGGCGACGGAAGCACGUGAUCUCGCCAAUGCGAUGCGGCGAGAAGCCGACCACGAUCAAGGUCCAUCGCCACCAUCGUCUCCUGUCCCUGUGUCGACCCGCCCUACGAAGCGCGCACGUGCCGCCACAUUCGCUGGAUGCACCGUUUGCGGUGAAGAGACGGCGGAGGCCUUGAUGUCAUGCGACAAUAGCUGCGGCAAGCAAUACCAUGCCGCUUGUCUCGAACUGUCCGGUCCACCCGACGAGGGAUCGUGGUUCUGUCCGGACUGCAUGGAGUCGUUGGGGUUGUCUGGCGACGGCCAAGUGUAUUUGUGCGCCGCAUUGCACUGCAAACGCAUCAGUGUCACAAGGUACUGUGCCGUCCACAGUUGUCGCUUCAAAGGGUGCAAUUUUCGCCUGCGCGGCCGCGGGUAUUGUCGCCGCCACGACACGCACCAGAAGCGGAGCAUGGCAGCGUGAUCGACAAAGUGGUGUGUGGAACCGUAAUUUAUUUUAUCGUCGUCAACGGGAGCUCGCUACUGCUUGGACGACGCCAUGUACUCGUCGUCGUCUUCGUCGAACGCGUCGGUGGGGCCCCCGACGUGGCCGCCGCGGUGGGUCGGCUCGUACACGUGUAGCUUCGAGUGCUUGCCACAGUACCCUUGCUUCUUGCAUCGGUACGAACAUCCUUUCUCCUUGCACAGGUGGCGCGGGCAGUAGCGUUGGUUGAACACACAAAAGCGAUUGCAUUUGACGGCCAAGCAUGCGACCUUGACGCAC